AUGGCGGUGAAGAUACGAUUCGCAAGGCUCGGGUGCAAACACAGGCCGUUCUACAGGAUUGUAGUUGCUGACAGCGAAUCCCGCAGAGAUGGCAAGUUCAUUCAAGUCGUUGGGUUCUACGACCCCUUGGCAGCAAAAGAAGACACGAAGAAGAUGAGCCUCAAUUACGACAGGGCGAAGUACUGGCUAUCGGUCGGUGCACAGCCUUCAGACCCGGUUCGUCGCAUCCUUAUGCAGGCUGGUUUGAUCGAGCCACCACCGAUGGUGGUAAUGGCACGCAAGGGCGGCGAGAGUGGCAGCAAUGAUGAUCAAGCAUGA
Molecule: messenger RNA, 318 nt
Organism: Linum trigynum
Lineage: Eukaryota; Viridiplantae; Streptophyta; Magnoliopsida; Malpighiales; Linaceae
Source: the annotation of a GenBank genome assembly